Molecule: messenger RNA, 2137 nt
Organism: Amphiprion ocellaris (clown anemonefish)
Lineage: Eukaryota; Metazoa; Chordata; Actinopteri; Pomacentridae
Product: heparan sulfate glucosamine 3-O-sulfotransferase 6-like
Exons: 2
Coding region: 316-1440 (374 amino acids)
Molecular function (GO): [heparan sulfate]-glucosamine 3-sulfotransferase activity
Source: RefSeq, a predicted model, not a curated record
UGAAUGAGAGAUUAGAGGACCUCAGAGCGCACAGACACACCAGGCUGCACAGUCUCAGCCGGAUGCACAUUAAAUUACAUUUUUUUACACGAUUAAAACUCAUUAGAGGUGAUUUUUAGCCAAAAAAAUCUUAAUAUUAUGAACUUUUGGCACAUCUUCUGUCAGUCCGCUGCUGAGGGAAGCUCUCCAUGUGAUGCCUCACCUUUGCGCAACAGGUUCCGCUCCACACAUUUAACCUUCUCCAGCUCCAUGUAGGAAGAAGAAGAACAUGCUGUCACCGUUUCGGCCCUUUGGCACCGAGCAGGAGAUCAACUCAUGGGAUGUAGUGGCUGCAGAGUCAGGCUCAACUUUGGGAAGGCGCUGUCCAGAGUGUCGGUGUUCCUCGCCAUGGUCCUAAUCUUCACCUACUUCUUCUACUGCCUCACCGGCUUCUGCGACUCGGUUCCGAGGACUUUGUACAGUCAGGGAGCUCUAGAAGGAGACUAUGACACUUUGGACGAUCGUCGCCGCAUUCUGGAGGAGCGGGGACCGCGUCUCUUCCCUCCGCGGAACCGCACAGCCUCCGCGGACGCGCAGCAGGUGGACGCAGCGGGAGGACUGGCGCGGCGCAUGUCGGAACCGGAGGGCGCACCGAGCAACGGCAUCCCGGUGUCCAACACGUUCGGGACCAAAAGGUUCCCGCAGGCGAUUAUAAUCGGCGUGAAGAAGGGAGGAACCCGCGCCCUGCUGGAGUUCCUCCGCAUCCACCCGGACGUCCGAGCGUUUGGCGCUGAACCGCACUUCUUCGACCGGUUCUAUGAUAAAGGGCUGGAGUGGUACAGGAACCUGAUGCCUCGGACGCUGGACGGCCAGAUCACCAUGGAGAAGACUCCGAGCUACUUCGUCACCAAAGAGGCUCCAGGUAGAGUCUGCACCAUGAACUGCCGAACCAAGCUGAUCGUAGUGGUCCGGGAUCCGGUUACGAGGGCCGUGUCCGACUACACCCAGACCCUCUCCAAGAACCCGGGCCUUCCGUCCUUCCAGAGCCUGGCCUUGAAGAACUCCUCCACGGGGCUGGUCGACACCACAUGGAGCGCCGUUCGCAUCGGCCUCUACGCCAAACACCUGGAGAACUGGCUGCAGCACUUCCCGCUGUCUCACUUCCUGUUCGUCAGCGGUGAGCGGCUGGUGUCGGAUCCAGCUGGGGAGAUGGGUCGAGUUCAGGACUUCUUGGGUUUGAAAAGGGUGGUCUCGGACAAACAUUUCUACUUCAACCAGACUAAAGGUUUCCCCUGCUUGAAGAAGCCGGAGGGGAGCAGCAGGCCUCGGUGCCUCGGGAAGUCUAAAGGCCGACCUCAUCCUCAGAUCCCCUCCGAGGUGCUGCAGAGGCUCCGAGACUUUUACCGGCCCUUUAACCACCAAUUCUACCAGAUGAGUGGGCAGGAUUUUGGCUGGGACUAACACAGGAGAGUCUUUAUUUACUGUUUCCACGAGGCUAAAGUUCUCAGGGAGAGACAAAGUCCAUUCGGCUUCGGUGGAAUCGACCAGACGCAGCAUUCAUGAACUGUUUUGUUGACAAAGUGCUGCUAAUAUGCAAGUUACACACAUAAUUAUUGGCUUAGCUAUUAAACCACUAAACCAUCUCCUGCCUUUCAAUAUCACUUUCUUCAUGUUUUGUCUAUAAAAUAAGCUGAUAUUUAUAGUUUCUGUUGAUAUGAAAUACAAGAAUUACUUUUUUUUAAAUGAAAGAAAUGUAUUUAUUAGAUGACGACACGUUAACUCACGUCAACGAUACUCCGUUUAUAUUUUCAUUGCAUUUACUGUUUCCAAAAGGCCUCUAAAGGAUGCUACAUAUCUGUAAUAUACCAAUGAUACCUCACGUGUAAAUAACAAACUGAAAACACACAUACACACAUUCCAUUUGUAGGUAUUUGUAGAUAUUUUUCCCCUCAGAGCUGCAUCAUAUUCUAUAUUUUAAUUGCUUUGGACGGUACCAACUGUAUCAGCUGUUACUUAAAUAAAUUCCUAUUUUGACCUGUGAUUAUUUGGAAACCAUUUUGAGCUCCAUAUGUAAAGAAUGCAAGAGUGGAAUGAUGUAUAUAAAAACUUAAAUGAUUUUCUUUUUCUGUGUUGUGAAGUAAAGUUUUUUCUGAUAUGA